Molecule: messenger RNA, 2106 nt
Organism: Agrilus planipennis (emerald ash borer)
Lineage: Eukaryota; Metazoa; Arthropoda; Insecta; Coleoptera; Buprestidae
Exons: 7
Coding region: 65-2059 (664 amino acids)
Source: RefSeq, a predicted model, not a curated record
UUGAGUUAAAUAUAUGUCAAAAUUAGUAAGCAACUUUAUCAAAUCGAUUUGGAAGUAAUAAAAUAUGUCGACCACAGUCGAAAAUAGCGUUGCUGUUGAAGAGGUAAUCCCAGUUGGAAGAUGCUUGAGUGAAACUGGUUUGAAAUUGUUGCAAAUAUGGGAGGGUCAAUCUCGACCUGACGUCCCUUCGAGUACACCGAAAUCGGAAUUUAUGUUCAAUUUUCCCAUAGAAACACUACCGUCUGAAUUUCCAAGUAUAAAUGAGUUAGAAGUUCCCAUUAUUAGAGAAAUUGGAGUAAAAAGUAGCAUCGAACUGUUAGGAGAUUUCUUCAAUUGCACUGACUAUAAGCGAAAUCAUUUGCAAUUCUGGUUCUUGGAUAUAGUAACAGACUGCUUGUGGAGAUCGCAGGAUGAUUUCAGAUUUCCUGUCGACAUACAAAAAAGAAUCUUGGAAUGGAUUCUUUACAUGUUUAAGCUUAUACGAAGCCCAACAGUGAACUUUUCUCGCAAAAAUUUCUUUCGCGCUUUUGCCGAAAUCGUGUUAAUUGUUGGUGAAAUAAUCGAUGAAGAACAAGAAGAAUUGCCACCUCCAGAACAGGUGUUUCAAUUAAUAUCAGAUGAUAAUACCGAAGAGAGAAGUUGGAUUUCUUCUGUAAAGGAAGACGAUGGAAAAAGUAGUAGGACGUUUUCCGGAUUGAAUGAAAAAGUAGCAGAAAUAAAAAGCGUCUUAGAAAUACAAAACAACGAGGACCCAGAAGAAGCUAGCUCACAUUUUCCACUUCCGAAAAAGACGUUUAGUUUUAAUGAAUAUAAAUUGUCUCCUUCAACGACGUACAGCAUGACCACCGAGCGAAGUGAAAUUUCUAGAGAUAUAUCUUCGAAAAUAAGUUCAGAUAAAGGAGGCGACAGAUUCGAUUCUAUUACCGUAGAAAGUAGUCUCUCAUUAGUGUCCCCUGAUACCGGAAAGAAAAUUAAAAAGCCUAGAGUUCCACUUGCUUCUGAGGACAACAAAAGUGAAAUUAUUAAACAAGAAGUUUCCGAUGAAGGCAAAUUCGAAUUUGUAGAAGAGGAAGAGUGUGAUGUUGUUCAAGUGGAUGACCAUUUCGAAGUUUUAACGGUAUCUGAGUUUUCGAGGACUCCUAGAGAAGAAGAUACCUGUCCUUCUUCUUUAUUUAAAAGAAAGACCUUGGAAAGUGAAGAAGAUAGGGAUAAAAUACCAGUAAAUGUCCCCCAAGAAAUAAUAGAUAGUGCAGUUGCUGAAGAAGAAUUGGAUGAUGAAGCUAUUAUGAAAAAAAUGAUCUUUCAGCAGCUUUGGGAGCAACGGCUGAAAGAUAUGGAUGAUUCGGAGAAGGGUUGGAUACCAUCAAGCGAAACGGUAACGGAAGAACUUAAUGAAGAGGAGGAAGAAGAAGGAGACGAAUCGGAAAUAGAAGAUAAAGAUAAUUGGUUCAGUUUUCUUGACAAAGCGAAGAAAGAAACCCAAGAAAAAUAUCGUCGAAAAUUAUUCAACUUCAUUGUAAUGUGGGCAGUUAUUAAUUUCGUUUUUGAUUAUUUCUACAAUAAAUUCCAGUUUUCGUUGAUUGCAUUAGCAUUUAAAGCAACUCCAGUCUUCAUCACACAAAGAUUGAACAAUGUGUGGAGGAUCCCGAAAAUAAACAAAGAGGAGGCUUUUAUCCCAAGGGACGAAAAACCCAAAGAAAAGAAAGAAAAAAAGCCGAAAAAAGGAAAGAAAGAUAAGGGUAAGAAAGGGAAAAAGGAUAAGAAAGGAAAGAAGGGUAAGAAGGAAAAGCCUAAAAAACAAAAGCCUGCCAAAUUAACAAAAGAACAGUUGAAAGAAUUAGAAAGACAAAGAAAAGAGGAGGAGAGAUUAGCGCUAGAAAGGUUGAUGUUAUUAGAACAGGAGCUCGAGCAAAAGCGAUUUAUGUUCCCAUUAAAAGAUGGAGGGACCGAUGAAUUUUAUAAGAGCAUAUUUGAGAAUUGGGUUAAAGUUGACUUGGAUAAAGUUCUAGGUAAAAAAGGAAAGGGAAAGGGAAAGGACAAAAAGAAGAAGAAAAAAUGAAUAGGACAUUAGGGAAUCGAUGCAUUUUCAUUCAUAUUUUGGUUAAU